CCGCACACCCACAGCAGCAGCCCUCGCUCGCUCUCUGUCCUGCUCAUCGCAGCACUCCGCCACUCUCUCGCCGCCGCCGCAGCUGCAGCUUCGCCGCCAUGUCGGCGCCGCUCGCCGCCAGCGCAGCACGGACGAGCACGCCCGACGGCGCCCGUCCUUCGCGCGAGCUGCGGCCGCUGCAGCUCGCCGCCUCUGCUGCCGGCAGCACGAGCCGAGUGGGCUUCGUCGCAGCGUCGCGCUCCGGCUCGGCAGCCUCGUCGCACACCGAGAACUGGGUGCCGCCGCAGGACGCAGACGGCGCCUACGUGCGGCGCACCUACGCACACUUUGCGCGGCAGGGCGUGGAAGACGACGGCAUUGCCGACGGCAAGGAGUGGACACGCGAGCGCGGCAAUGGCCAUGCCUGGGAAGAGCCGCCGCCGUCACGCGGCAGCAACCACACCUACAGCAGUCUCAGCGCUCCUCCCAGCCGCGCUGGUCGUCUCGCACCCCACGAAGCAUGGACGCAACGCGCGCCCGGCUCGCAGCGCCUCUCGGCGCCGCCUGUCUCGCCGCUGCUCUCGCCAGCGACGAUACAGACCUUCGGUCUUUCCAUCGUCUCGCCCGCUCUUUCACACCCACGCGAGUUCGUACACUCGCCGCUCACCACGCCUUCGCCUGAAGUAGGCUUCACUCCUGCCUCGCCGGCCUCCUCAGUCAAGGAUCGGACGCCGGUGCUGAACGAGCAGCAUACGUUUCCUUCGGCGACCAGCUUCAGCAACAUCUCGCUCGCAAGGAGCGACGAGAGCGUCUUUUCGGGACAUCAGCGCACGCCCUUGUCUCCCGGCGCGCUGGCAGAGGAGGAGGAGGAGAUGGACAGAGUCAGAUCGGGAAAGGAGGCGAUGCUUGGAGAGGUCGAUCGGUACGGCUUCUUCUCACGAGGAAGCGACGCGAGCUCGUCCGGGCGUCCGCCUCGCACCACCGUGCUCGACUCGCGGCUCUACGACAAGCUACCUGGGCGCGUUCUUCUUCCUGCACUGCGGCCCAAGCACUCUCGCGGGCGCAGCAGCAUGGGUCGCAAGGGCGCCGACGAGCCCAAGAGCGUCGUAGGCCAUGCUUCGUCCGCCUCUCUCGACGGCUCGCAAGGCAGCAGCACAGCGGAACUCGAGUCGGCCCGGCGCGCUCGCGCCUCGAGCGAGUCUGCACAGCGCGUACGCGAGACGAGCCGCGUCAGCAAGUGGCAGGCUAUGCUUCGUCCUGAUGCGCGCGACGAGGGCCAGAAUGUGCGCUCCUAUGCGCUGGCCAACAGCUUGUUGGGCAGCAAGAAGCUGCGACGACGCGUGUACAAGGGCGUGCCUGAUCGCUGGCGUGCCGCCGCAUGGUGGGCCAUGCUGCCGCUCAAGACUCGGCAGGACAUCGAGGCGUUCGGCGCCGUCAACGACCCGACUGCCGCGAUUCCGUCAUCCGAGGCACAGCUCAGCGCCGAGAAGCGCUUCGAGUCGCUCGCGGCCGUCGCCAGUCCGCACGACGUGCAGAUCGACCUCGACGUGCCGCGCACCAUCAGCGGCCACGUCCUCUUCCACACGCGCUACGGCCAAGGCCAGCGCAGCCUCUUCCACGUGCUGCACGCCUUCAGCCUCCACUGCCCCGACUGCGCCUACUGCCAGGGCAUGGGGCCCAUCGCCGCCACUCUGCUCGUCUAUCUGCCACCAGAGCGCGCCUAUGCCUCUCUCGUGGCGCUGCACGACACGCCGCGCUAUGCGCUGCACCGCACCUUCUCGCCCGGCUUCCCCGGGCUCGUCGAGAACUUCUACGUGCAGGAGCAGCUGUGCGAGCUCUUCAUGCCCGACCUCAUGGCCAACUUCCGCGCCCACGACAUCAGCACCAGCGCGUACGCGACCAAGUGGUACAUCACGCUCUUCGCAAACGUCGUGCCCUUCCAGACACAGAUCCGCCUCUGGGACGCCAUGCUCCUCGAGGGCGUCGACGUGCUGGUUGCUUUCGCGCUCGCCAUUCUCUGGGCUCAACGCGGACGGCUUGCGGCGAAGGCCGCAGGCUUUGAAGUCAUCCUCGGCUCGCUUGGCGCAGAGUUCCUGCCCACGGACGACGACAUGCUGCUCCGCUGGGUCUCGCAGCUCCUGGCGCGCGACGACGUGCGGCGCCACAUGGCUGCGGCACGCAAGAAGUGGCGUGCCCUUGAAGCAUCCGGCGAGGCGCUGCAGAUGAUCACCUAGACGCUCGUUCACGACCUCACGACAUCAAGAUCUGCGCCAUUCUGCCCUCUCAUUUUCUCGCCCCUUCCAUCAUCCAAGCGUCCCUGUGCACACUCACGUCACCGUCUUCCACAUCAAUGCACUGUCUCUUCGAGC
Molecule: messenger RNA, 2348 nt
Organism: Tilletiopsis washingtonensis
Lineage: Eukaryota; Fungi; Basidiomycota; Exobasidiomycetes; Entylomatales
Product: RabGAP/TBC
Exons: 2
Coding region: 99-2213 (704 amino acids)
Source: RefSeq, a predicted model, not a curated record